Drosophila busckii is the source of this 3477-nucleotide messenger RNA. It is a transcript of the gene Pgant9, whose product is annotated as putative polypeptide N-acetylgalactosaminyltransferase 9. NCBI's taxonomy places the organism in Eukaryota, Metazoa, Arthropoda, Insecta, Diptera, Drosophilidae. Gene Ontology annotation, cellular component: Golgi apparatus. Bases 787 to 2805 code for a protein of 672 amino acids. The transcript is spliced from 12 exons. The record is from RefSeq and is a predicted model, not a curated record.
AUAUAAACAUUGAACGUUACGGUAAAGUUAGUUUUACUUUGGCCGUUGAGUGAGUUGGACGUGUGACGCGUGCUGCGCCUGCACCUGCAUAUUCUUUGAAAACACUGCCCGAAAACAAAACUCACACAUACAGGUGCCGAGUGUGUGUUGGUGUUGAUGUUAGUAGUGUCGCGUACGUGUGAGUGUAAAUAAAACACAGUCAGCUGUGAGUUUUGUUCGCCUCAGUGUCGUGUAUUAGCAAAAAGUGUGAAAAUAAAUGCAAAUACAUAAUAACAACACACACAGACGCACAUAUUUAAUUGAUACAUGUGUAUAUAAAUAAUAAGCAUAAAUUACAAAUUAAUAGCGUGAAUAUUUUGGUUAGUACCAAUAAGAGAGCGUGUCUAAGCGAAUCAAAGCAAGUCCAAGUUCAGUGUAACGUUGUGUGUUUUAUGAAUUUAAUAAUUGCUGUUCCUGCCUGCCAGCCUGACGCAUAUGGCGCGCUUUAAUUCACGGCUAAAAUUUUGACAGCCGCAGCAGCAAGACGGACAGAGCGACGUUGAGAAGCUGGCGUCAGUUAUCAGCAAAUUGAUAAGCAAACCUAAGCAGUUGAACGCGCAACAGAGAAGACUGUGAAAUUGACUUGAAGCAAGACUGAGCAGACAUAUCAGAGCCGCACACAUAUCCUGCAUACAUUGAAUGUUACACAUACGCAACGUGCGCCAAGCAAGCGCAUAACCUUAAGCAUAGACAGACAAGCAAAUUGACUACACACACACACACAUAGACAGCAAUUUAAAAGCAAACAUGGCAUUUCUUUGGCGUCGUCGCUCCACCACAAUUGUUAAGCUCGUGGCUUUAAUGCUCGCCAUUUGGUUUUGCAUUGCUUUUCUCAUCUACACGGACGAUACACGUCGACGUGCUGCGCAGGAUAACAAUAGCGGCUACGCUUCGUUCAUGGACACUGGCACUGGUGGUGGUGCUGCCGCUGGAGAUCCCAUUGCCAUGGCGCUUAAGAAUGCGCCCAGCUCGGCAGAGGAGCUGGCAGCAGCGCUGCAUGCGAUUACACCGGAGCGCGAGGAGGCGGAUGUGCCGCCCACCAUAAAGCACAGAUCACGCAAACUGAUACCGCGUCUCAAAGUCGAGGAGUCUGUGCGCCACAACGUCGUUGUGCAUCCGGAGGAGCGACGAGAGAAAGUCGCAGCGCCGCUGGUCAAGAAGCAGCCGCCGCCACCACCGCCGCAGCAGCCAGCCAAGGAUGAUGGCAAAAACGUGCUGGAUAUGCCUGUGGAGGGGCUGGAGAAAAACCCUGGGGAGAUGGGCAAGCCCGUGGUGCUGCCCAAGGAGAUGUCGCCCGAAAUGAAAAAGGCCGUCGACGAUGGCUGGACGAACAAUGCGUUUAAUCAAUAUGUCUCCGAUCUGAUAUCGGUGCAUCGCACGCUGCCCGAUCCACGUGACGCCUGGUGCAAGGACAGCGCACGCUAUUUGCCCAAUUUGCCCAAGACCGAUGUCAUCAUUUGCUUCCACAAUGAGGCGUGGUCCGUGCUGCUGCGCACAGUGCACUCGGUGCUGGACAGAUCGCCCAAGGAGCUUAUAGGCAAAAUUAUACUCGUCGAUGACUACAGCGAUAUGCCGCAUCUCAAGAAGCAGCUGGAGGAUUAUUUUGCCGCCUACUCCAAGGUGCAGAUUGUGCGUGGCGCGCAGCGUGAUGGACUCAUACGUGCGCGCCUGCUGGGCGCCAAGCAUGCCCAGUCGGAAGUGAUUACCUAUUUGGACUCCCAUUGCGAGUGCACUGAGGGUUGGCUGGAGCCGCUGCUGGAUCGCAUAGCGCGCAAUUCGACGACCGUUGUGUGUCCCGUCAUCGAUGUGCUCGACGAUACGACACUUGAGUAUCAUUAUCGCGACUCUAGCGGCGUCAAUGUGGGCGGCUUCGAUUGGAAUUUACAGUUCAGCUGGCAUGCGGUGCCGGAACGUGAGAAGAAGCGUCACAAUAGCACUGCCGAGCCCGUCUACUCGCCUACAAUGGCCGGCGGGCUGUUCUCCAUCGACCGCAAGUUCUUCGAACGUCUGGGCACCUACGAUUCGGGCUUUGAUAUUUGGGGUGGCGAGAAUCUGGAGCUUUCGUUCAAGACCUGGAUGUGCGGCGGCACUUUGGAAAUUGUGCCUUGCUCCCAUGUGGGUCACAUCUUCCGCAAGCGUUCGCCCUAUAAGUGGCGUUCGGGCGUUAAUGUGCUGAAGAAGAACUCGGUGCGUCUAGCGGAGGUAUGGAUGGAUGACUAUUCAAAAUAUUAUUAUCAACGCAUUGGCAAUGACAAGGGCGACUUUGGUGAUAUAAGCGAGCGCGUAAGGCUGCGCGAGGACUUGGGAUGCAAGAGCUUCAAAUGGUAUUUGGACAACAUUUAUCCGGAGCUUUUUAUACCCGGCGAUGCUGUUGCCAAUGGCGAGAUAAGAAACUUAGGUUAUGGCGGUCGCACCUGCUUGGACUCGCCAUCGGGCAAGCGUAAUCUGAAGAAGGCUGUGGGCUUGUAUCCUUGCCACAAGCAGGGUGGCAAUCAGUACUGGAUGCUGAGCAAAGCGGGCGAAAUACGUCGCGACUCCAGCUGCCUGGACUAUGCGGGCAAGGAUGUUAUACUAUUCGGCUGUCAUGGCUCCAAGGGCAAUCAGUUCUGGGCUUAUCGUGAGAAUAGCAAGCAGCUGCAUCAUGGCUCCUCGGGCAAGUGCUUGGCCAUCAAUGCCAACAAGGAUAAGCUUAUUAUGGAGGAAUGCGAUACCGAUCAGCUGCGUCAGCGCUGGAGCCUGGAGAACUACGACAGCAACAAGUUGUGAGGCUACUUCUAUGCCCAGAGCAGGCGCCGCGCAGCAGCAUAACGAUCGCAGUUUGGAUACAUAGUUGUGCAAUAAGAAUUUGCCAUCGCUUCUUUUGUUUAAGACACACACUUGAACUAUAUUUUAUAAUUUAUAUACUUUGCUGUUUACUUUCGCUUGAGGUUUACUUAGCGCACAUUGUGAAGAAAUAUGAGAACGACUGUUUAUUUUUGUAUAGUAGCUACUAAACGUUUCAAGUUACUUAGUAGUAGUUGUAGCCGUAGCGUUAGUAUUAGCUUUAAGUCUAGGCACACACACACACUUACGUAUGCGUAUGUAUUUUAAUUGUAAGCACUGUUGAGCCCAAAGUCGAGCGAGCUCAGCGUUUCACAAGUCGUAGCGCAAUUUUUGCAUUUACUUUUUAGCACAAUUUUCAAGGCUAACUUUUGUGUUUGAUUUAAAUUGAAGAGCAAUGCAUAUUUGCAAAUUUUAGUUGUAAACUUGUGUAGUACUUAUUCGUAUAUAUAAUAAUAUUUAUGAAUUCUCCAGACAUCAAAUGACUUUGCAAAAGUCGCGUUCCAAAUAUGUUGUUAGCGCAUAAGUUCUAGCCUAAGUCAAUUGUUAUUGUAGUUUAUUUUUUUGGAAAGCAAUUGGUGAUAGCCUUGCAACCUUUGCAACUUGCCCCCAAACAGA